Schistocerca piceifrons (Central American locust) is the source of this 2299-nucleotide messenger RNA. RefSeq names its product ubiquitin-like domain-containing CTD phosphatase 1 (gene Ublcp1). Lineage: Eukaryota; Metazoa; Arthropoda; Insecta; Orthoptera; Acrididae. Gene Ontology annotation, molecular function: protein binding; protein serine/threonine phosphatase activity. Bases 74 to 1087 code for a protein of 337 amino acids. The record is from RefSeq and is a predicted model, not a curated record. Gene Ontology annotation, cellular component: nucleus. The transcript is spliced from 5 exons. Gene Ontology annotation, biological process: protein dephosphorylation.
ACUUUGAUGUGUACGUAUGUGUUAUAGAUGGAGGGCGGCAUUUUAAAUUUGUUUUGCUGAAUAGGGAAACGUCAUGGAAAACGAAGUUACUAUUGUUGUGAAAUGGAGUGGGAAGGAGUACAGUAUCAAUAAUCUUUCGGAGAGUGACACUGUUCAGACUUUAAAGAAUGCAAUACAAAAGGAAACGGGAGUUCGCCCCGAAAGGCAGAAACUCCUUAAUUUGAAAUUAAAAGGAAAAAUUCCUGGCGAUGAUUGCCAAAUAGGGACACUGAAGCUGAAACCAGGUUUUAAAGUAAUGAUGAUGGGUUCGCUUGAAGAAGAUAUUGCCGAUGCUAGUGUUCCUCCUGAAGACAUACCAGAAGUCAUUAACGAUCUUGACAUUGAAGAGGAAGAAGUAGCCAUUGAGAAUAAAGAGGUGUACCUAGCCAAAAUUGACAGACGUAUCCGUGAAUACAAAGUUAAUAUUCUCAACUCACCAAGGGCUGGGAAAAAGCUACUUGUCCUAGAUAUUGACUACACUUUGUUUGAUCACCGGUCAACUGCAGAAACUGGAUAUGAAUUGAUGAGGCCAUUUUUGCAUGAAUUCCUAACAUCAGCGUAUCAAGACUAUGAUAUUGUUAUAUGGUCAGCAACAAGUAUGAAGUGGAUAGAAGAAAAAAUGAAGCUUCUUGGUGUGUCAACUCACCCUGAUUACAAAAUUGCUUUCUAUUUAGAUAGUUUAGCAAUGAUAUCAGUACACACUCCAAAAUAUGGAGUUGUGCAGGUGAAACCACUUGGUGUUAUUUGGGGAAAGUUUGAUCAGUACUCUUCUAAAAAUACUAUAAUGUUUGAUGAUAUACGACGAAAUUUUUUAAUGAAUCCUCAUAAUGGAUUAAAAAUACGGCCGUUCAAGCAAGCUCAUUUGAAUAGAGAUAAGGAUCGAGAACUCCUCCGGCUUGCAAAAUACCUGCAAGACAUAGCACACGAGGAAGAUUUAUCAAGUUUGGAACAUAAACACUGGGAAAAAUAUAAACGUAGGAAACACAAAGGCGUAACAGCUAAAAAAGAUGAAUCCUUGGGAAGUGGAGACAGUGCUGAUACCAGCUAGCAGUGUCUGUUAGUGGUGUAGAUUUUGAGAGGCACAAUUCAACAAUGACCAUUGGAAUAUUGUGCGAAGAAAAGUAGAACUGGACAACAAUUCUUAGUAACUGCAUAGAUUUUAAGUUGUUUCUGUGAUGGAAUAUUGUAAUUUUAGUGCAAAUGCCAGAUGUAUAUGAAAACAGAGUACACUCAGUCACUGGUUUUUCAUACAUGCUGUCAGUUUUGUGGAAGAAAAAACCCUAGCCAUACUUGCACUUUAAUUUAUUUUCUGAGGCAGUUUUCAGUGUGUGUUAUUAUGAUGAUCAGUUUAUUUAAGCUGGAUGUAGACUGUCACAAUUUGAACCUUGGCAAGAAAUGAAUUGUAAAAAUGCUUCUGCCUUUUUAACUUCCCGACAAAACAUUUGUGCCUAAGUAAUCUUGAAUGGUGUUUGUAAGUGAACUUUAAUUUCUUUUUGUGCUUGUUUCUCUGAAUUGGAAUUUGUGUAUCUCAUUCCGUGCAAAUAUAAUUAAAAAAAAAAAAUUUCUAGGGCAGGACACUUUAAGACACUGAAUGGAUAAUGUGCAAAUAUUAGCUUUGGAUGAUAGAGAUAAAUUUGUUAUGAAUAGUAUAAAUAAACAUCAAAGGAAGUGGGAGUUGUACUUCUACAUGGUUGAUUUUUGUAUAAUAAUGCAAACCUCUUUUGAAAAGAUAUUCUUGGGUCAGAUUUUUAAGCGCUUUGUGUAUACCUUGCUUUCAUAAUAUGUUGCCUUUCCACGUAGACGGGUUGUUAUACAAAGAAGAAUCCAGUCCUUAGUCUACCUGCAAAAGAUUUGUACUGCAUGGGGAAAAGUCUCUAAGGAUAAGCUCCACAAGAGGCAUAUUAAGACUGUUCCAGAUGCGUUUAUUACAUUUGUCAUGUUCAGUUUGACUUGUCACCAGAAUUCAAACUGCCAAAAGUUCUUGAAUGAAGAACUAUAUUUGUAUAAGCAGUUGAUGGCAAAAAUCCAAAAUCACAAAGGUAUAAUACGACAUGGAAAGAAUAUUGUUUUAGCUGAUGGCAUGGGACCAAUUCACAAUACAGUAAAUAUUUCCUGGCUUUAUAGUUAAAAAUUAAGGAUGUUAAAAGAGUUUCGUUAGCAGUGUUACUGUUACUUAAUUUUAAUUGUUGAUUAAUUUUACAGCUGUCCAGAUUUUCUAAGUUUAUUUUGUAAAGAUACUGAAUGAAUGUGAAGAGGUGAA